This is a messenger RNA of Teleopsis dalmanni, 747 nucleotides long. RefSeq lists its product as uncharacterized. Gene Ontology annotation, biological process: DNA integration. The record is from RefSeq and is a predicted model, not a curated record. Gene Ontology annotation, molecular function: nucleic acid binding. NCBI's taxonomy places the organism in Eukaryota, Metazoa, Arthropoda, Insecta, Diptera, Diopsidae. Bases 1 to 747 code for a protein of 248 amino acids. The transcript has a single exon.
AUGCACGGCCAUUACACAUUAAAUGCUCGCAAUUCAGGGGAAUUAAAACACAAGGCGUAUAUAGCUAUUUUUGUAUGUCGGGCAACAAAGGCAAUUCACAUUGAGUUAACUUCAGGUCUGACAUCUCAAGGAUUUUUAGCAGCACUCAAACGAAUGAUAAGCAGACGUGGCUCAGUACAUCAUAUUUAUAGCGACAAUGGUACCAAUUUUACAGGUGCAAACAACACUUUACAGAAGAUUCAAAUAGAGAAUCAUCUAGCUGAAACAGGUAUACGUUGGCAUUUCAUCCCUCCUGGCUCACCUCACUUUGGUGGUCUCUGGGAAUCGGGAGUAAAAUCCAUUAAAUAUCAUCUAGCUAGAAUUAUAGGUGACCAAAAAUUGACAUACGAGGAAUUAAGUACGGUCUUAAUUCAAAUCGAAUGUUGUCUUAAUUCACGGCCACUCUGUCCAUUAACAGACAACAUUGAAGAUCCUAAUGCACUUACACCAGGACAUUUCAUUGUGGGAUCGUCAUUAAUGACUCCAGCUCAUGAUAGUCUUAUUAACUUUACAGAAACUAGCCUAAAAAGAUGGAAGAUUGUGCAGAAAAUAAAGCAAGACUUUUGUAAACGGUGGUUCCAAGACUAUAUAAGAAAUAUCUUGGAAAACAAUAAUGACUCAUCAAUAUUGGAAGAAAUGGGUCAUCGGGGCUACAGCUAUAAUAAUAAUCAUAUUCGUUGGAGUAUUAUAUUACAUGUGUUACAUUAA